AUGCCUCAGGCACCAGCUGAGUCAGGAACUGCCGAGUUUCGUCGAGCGCAUCGAAUCAGCGACGGCGCCAGCUUCAAGUCUUCUCCACUUCGCCUGAGGCCCCGUACCUGCGCCCACACGAUUUCUCCGAUUUCCGGCAGAUCGAAACCACGAGCACUCGCUCCUGUUCCAUGGGGUUUUUAUAUCGGGCGAGCGCAGGUCGAUCCUGAUGGACUUGGGGUAUCGGAAUCUCCUGGCGCCGAAUGGGCCGCAUUACUCAACCCCCCGAGCGACUUUCGGUCCCCCAGACUGCCUCGGCCACCCCCGGGCGUCGAUUCCAUGCAGAGAAGUUCGGAGCCGUGCGAGAUGGAGAAGACCCCGCCUGUGACGGGCAAGCGCCGAGGUGGCAGCCGGAAGGCCUGCAAUGAGUGUAAGCAGCAGAAGCUUCGAUGUGAUAUUGUCCAGACUCCGGCCGCGGCUUGCUCGCGCUGCCGCAGGCUAGGAAUUGACUGCAAAGUUGAACAGUCGUUUAAGCGUAUCUCCAAGAGACGACGCAAUGCGGAGAUGGAGAAGGAGAUUGCAGACCUUCGGAGUCGACUAUCUCAUCCAAACCAGGAGCAGACGGGCGAAUCUCAUAUCGGUGAUGACCUGUCGCAGUGCUCUGAGGAGGUCUUUGCCCGCCGUGACUCGGCCACGAUCGAACGAUCACGGCCAGUAUCGGUGCCGGUGGAACCGCACCCGGCCAUGGCGACCCCUUUGACAAUGCAGAGGGAUGGUUCCAUUCCGUCACAGGAAGAGAACCACUGGCGGCUGGAAGAUGUCUCCUUGUCGCGAGCACGAGUCAGCCGACUAUUCGAACAAUACUUUACGUUUUAUCAUCCUUUCCUUCCCCUUCUCAAUCCCCCCAAACCCGCCGAGGUGUAUCUAAAUCGAUGCCCUUUGCUGGCAUGGACCAUCAUCUGCGUUGCCAGCCGACGGUCUCCAUCUGAGCCUGGUCUCCUGAGUGCUCUUUCGGGUCCAUUCAGUCGGCUCCUAUGGUCAACCAUCACCAAUGUCCCGCAAGAUUACCGUGUCGUCAAGGCACUCUGUGUUUUAUGCACAUGGCCCCUUCCGACGACCAGCCAACGGACCGAUGCAACCUUCAUGCUUAGUGGUCUGAUGAUGCAGAUCGCCAUGCAACUGGGCUUGCAUCGUCCGGUGCAGGCGGAAGAAUUCACCACUUUCCGGAUGGAGGUUCAAGGAGAAGCCCUGAAGGACCGGCUGCAUACUUGGGUUAUCUGCAAUAUAGUGGCCCAGAAUGUUGCAACCGGUUAUGGCCAGCCACCAAGUACGAUAUACGACUGGGCCCUUGAGCCGGCCUCUUUGAAAGACGCCGAUUAUCGCCUCCCCGACGAUUUGGCCAUUCGGUUGCGUAUUGAGAAGUUUUGUGACCGAGUCACCAAAGCUCUAUACAGUAGCAAGCCCGAACCAGCAGAGUUUAUCAGCGCCGAGAAGCUUGUCGUUGUGCAGAUUUUGGAGAGUGAAUUGCGAGAGAUGGAAGUCGAGUUUGGACGGGAAAUCUCUGCGAUCAAUAUGAUCCACCUACGCGCAGCAGAAUUGCAUUUCCGGUAUUUUGUAUUUUUGGGUUCGAGUGCACGGAGUGACGACCUCACGAAACUCUUCAUCGCAACAACUUCCUUCUUGGGUCGGGUGCUCGACCUCGAAACGUCUCCGGGCGAGUUGAUCGGCCAUUCCACGAAUUACAUCCUUCAGAUGAUUGUGUCGGCUGCCUUUGCCCUCAUGAAGCUGUUGAAGAGCAGCUUCAGCCGACACAUUGAUUUCAACCACGGCAAGCUUCUGUUUAACGGAGCGAUAUCCGCUAUCCGCAGAAUCAGUGUGAUGGAUCAUGAUCGUCCUAUUCGUCUCGCGGAUAUUCUCGCUCAGAUGUGGAAUGCUACGGGUCUGGAGCCUGCUGAGGAGGAUACUCUUCAGCUCAAAGUGCGCUGCCGGAUGAGCAUGAGUCACGUUUACGAUACGGUAUGGCGCUGGCGCCAGCGGUUCCGGCCCAUGAAGAGCAUUGAAGAAUUACAAGGUGAGUUCUAUUCACGGCUGUUACAGUUAUUUGAUUUUAUUGCUCACUCUUAUUCGCUUGUAGCUGCCUCGGCAAACCAAGAUCUCUCAGGGACGGUUGGACCUUUAACGCGACAGCAGCAAGAGAGUUCUCUCGAGGAUCCAUCGUUGAUGCUUCCAGCCCAGUUUGACGAAGGCGGUGCCUUUUUUAGCGAAGCGGGAUUCUCCGAGGUCUUUGAUUCCCUGAACUGGGUUUUUGAGGGCAUCCCCGACUCCUUUGUCGCGCCUCCGGUGCUAUAA
This is a messenger RNA of Penicillium alfredii, 2328 nucleotides long. RefSeq names its product transcription factor domain-containing protein. Gene Ontology annotation, molecular function: zinc ion binding; DNA-binding transcription factor activity, RNA polymerase II-specific; transcription cis-regulatory region binding. The record is from RefSeq and is a predicted model, not a curated record. Lineage: Eukaryota; Fungi; Ascomycota; Eurotiomycetes; Eurotiales; Aspergillaceae. Gene Ontology annotation, cellular component: nucleus. Gene Ontology annotation, biological process: regulation of DNA-templated transcription; DNA-templated transcription. Bases 1 to 2328 code for a protein of 775 amino acids. The transcript has 6 exons.